Neltuma alba is the source of this 1498-nucleotide messenger RNA. RefSeq lists its product as uncharacterized. NCBI's taxonomy places the organism in Eukaryota, Viridiplantae, Streptophyta, Magnoliopsida, Fabales, Fabaceae. The coding region runs from base 84 to 1115 and encodes 343 amino acids. The transcript has 9 exons. The record is from RefSeq and is a predicted model, not a curated record. Gene Ontology annotation, biological process: intracellular transport.
AGAAGUAGAGCCAAAAUUUAUGGCAGGUGCCAUAAACCCUAUUCCCCAAAUUCCCAGUGUUUCUGAACGGCGUAGACAUCAUCAUGAGAGGCACCAAGCGUUUUGCUGCGUCCGACCCCAACUCCGAUAGCAACGAGACCGCCUUCCAGAGUAAAAGAAUAAUGGAGGGAUCUCCUUUUGGUUUUCUUAGGGCAGAACCAUCCCAACCACCAGUGGUGACAACGCAGCCAUUGGAUAUGAAACGGGCUGAGUCAUCACAGCAGCAUGUGAGAGCUCUAAAUACUCAGUUUGCAAGCUGGAUUCAAACUCAACUGAAGAAUCAUCCAGAUGAACUUUGGGAAGAUGGUGUUAGAGAUUACUUAACACAUGCUUCAAGCAUAAUGGAAAAAUUUAGUGAUGUUGUCAAUUGGAUUAAAUCCAAUGCUGUCAAGGGAGAGAAUUUGCCUCCUGCUACAAAUUCCCUUGCUGCAAAGAAACCGUUUCCUGAAGUGGCCAGCAAGGAAAAUAACAUCUUUGGACAGAAAACUGUGUCCCCUCCUGUCAGUACUGCAACAAAUUCUACGAUUUCAUGGAACCCUCCUGGAAUGUUUUCCAACAAUCAAACCCCUGUUUUAUUUGGGAAUCAAAGUUCUGCUCUUUCUAAAGGUGAUGCUUCUGAUGAUGUGGAUGAAGCAGAAGAUGAAUUGAAGCAGCCUAGCAGCCCAUCUGUGAAGAAGUCAGAAGAGAAGGGAGUAGUAGUUGUGCAUGAGGUGAAGUGCAAACUAUACGUGAAGUCAACCGAUCCAGAAGAUAAGGACGUAUGGAAAGAUAAAGGAAUGGGGCAAUUGUCCAUUAAAUGCAAAGAGGGCUUCAGCAAGGCCACCAAGGACUCCAAGCCGACUAUUGUUGUUAGAAAUGAGGUCGGAAAGAUCCAUCUUAAUGCUUUGCUCUAUCCGGGCAUUAAGACAAAUCAGCAAAAGAACUCCCUUGUUGCGAUAUUCCAUACUUCGGAUAACGUGGAUGGGGGUGGGGGAGAUGAGAGUGUCGUCGCCCGCACAUUCUUGAUCCGACUGAAAACGGAAGAAGAUAGGAAUAAACUGGCAUCGGUUAUCCAAGAAUAUGCCCCUGAAUCUUGAGGUAAAAAUGAGGCUCUGGGACCAAAUAUUGUGUUCCCUUGAACCUUUUGUUGUAAUGAUAGACUGAUCUCCAAUUUUCGCCCUUGCAAAAUCUAAUUUUGUUUUUUCCCUUUUCUCUAUCUUGGGAUGCCUCGUUAGCUAGAUCCUUUGUUGCAGAACCACCAUGUGUUUUAGAGGAUGCUGCAUAUGUCCCAUAAUUUUUUCUCCACUUUUUUAAGCAUGGAUCCAUGUUUGUCUCUCUCCUCCUUCAUAGAUUCAUACCAGUAAUAAACAAGGGUGAAACUGGCAAUUAAGCUCGCUGAUUAUUACUGGGCGAUUCCUCUUCACUAAGCUCAUAUUGCUCGUGUGUUGGCAGAUCAAUGAUAAAUAUCUAAAUUUGUUAA